GUUGAUGUGUCAUAUCAGUGAGUUGUAUGUCUAUCAGCUGGUGGGACAUCUCCAAGUUCAUGCCUAAUCCAGGCGUUUCCGCACGAAAAUGCACGAUGAGUUUUUGGCAUUCGUUUUGAAGCUGUGACAGACCAUGAAACAACCCAGUCCAACUACAGAUCCACAGAUGAUGGAAGGAUCAGAAGUUAAAUCUGAGGAAUCACAGUCUGUGGAUCAGCCUCACAAUAAUCUGUUUGAUGUAAAAGAGGAGGAAAUCUCUCAGAACUGUGCACAGGAAGCAGAAACAUGCUGUCAGGCAACAUUACUUGAAAGUAAAUUAUCCAAGAUUACAACAGAUGUUGAGCUGGACACAUAUCCAGAGCAUGAAGCUCCAUCAUGCAGUCGGGAGCACCCAGAUGAGAAGGAGAAAGUUGCUGAGGGGAGAAGUGAUGCCAGUACAGUUUUAAUUGAAAGGGAUCCACCUCCACUUAAUCUUUCAAAUGAGUCUGCUGCCAUUUUGAGAACUGCCAACACUCAGAACGUAGCAGAAACCUCCUCUUCUGUUCUUGAAGGGGCAGAAGAGACCUUAUUGACGUUUGAUGCACCAAUUCAACAUGACAAUGAGCAACCAUUAGUCUUGGUCACCGGUUCUGCAGAGUCAUCUCCUGUUGACAACAGUGACUCAGCUGAGAGUCUGUCAUCCUCUUCUGUUCAAGGCACUUAUAAAUUCUCACCUACAGACUCUGCUACGACCUCUGGGAUCUCGAAUGGCCCCUCCACCCCAAGCUCUGACACACUCAGUUCGUCGCUCAGUUCCAGCCCUCAGACCAGCGCCAACAACUCGGGCCCCUCGCAUUCUUCAUCAAACCCUUAUGACACAGACUGCAGCCGGAAGCUUAUUUCACAAAUCCAGCGCUCACUGUCACAAGAGUCCUUGCUGGAUGAGCUUGAGUCUGAGCUGUUGGCUUGUCAGCUGCCUGAAGGGGAAAGCAGAGGAGAAAGGAAGGGAAGUCCACCUGUUAAUGGUCUCACUUCAGGCCAGGAGGACUGCAUGAUGGUCUUUGAGAAGUGUGUGCAAUACAAGUAUGCACAACAGGAGAAAGCUAUUCAAAAGCUGCUGGAGGAGAAUAAGAGACAUCAGGAACUGAUUCUGGGUAUCUGCUCAGAGAAAGACAACAUGAGGGAUGAGCUGAAGAAGAGGGCAGAAACAGAAAAGCAGCAUAUAACCAUCAUUAAAAAGAUGGAAGGCAGGGUGGAGGAGCUGCUGAAAGAGCUGAAGGAGUCGCGGGAUAAACUCAUCCACCAGGAGCAGACGGCUAAAUCUGCUCUCCAGCAGCUGCAGAGGGAGACGGCUCAGCGGAUAGAACAGGUGAACAAGAAGUGUGACGAAGCCCGCCAAGAGAAAGAAGCCAUGGUAAUGAAAUAUGUGCGGGGAGAGAAGGAGGCCCUUGACCUGAGGCGGGACAAAGAGGGUUUGGAGAAGAGGCUUAGAGAAGCCCUCAAGGAAGUGGAUCGCCAGGCUCUCCGAGGGAAUCAGCUGGCUCAGGAGAAAGGCCGGUUGCAACAGCUGUAUGAUGCUAAGGAAGGCGAGGUUGGCAGGUUGAUGCGAGAGGUAGAAAAGUUAAAGGAGGAGAUCAACUCUCAUCUUAUCAAAGUCAAAUGGGCCCAGAACAAACUGAAGAGUGAAGCAGAUGCUCAUAAGGAAACUAAAGACAAAUUGAGAGAAACGACAUCCAAGUUGGCUCAGGCCAAAGAGGAGACAGAGCAGAUCCGGAAAAAUUGCCAAGACAUGAUCCGAACGUACCAGGAAUCGGAGGAGCUCAGGUCCAACGAACUGGAUGCUAAACUGAAAGAGACCAAAGGAGAGUUGGAGAAACACAAGCAGGAACAAACGGACCAAUUGGAGAUGCUCCAAACAAAGGCUAAAGAGCUGGAGGAACUAAAGAAGACGUACAAAGAAAGCAUGGUUGAGCUUGAUACUCUUCGCACCAAGUUAAAGUGUCUGGAGGACGAGCGUCCACGUUGGGAGGAUGAGCUGAGCAAAUACAGGGAGAUCAUUAACCGACAGAAGGCAGAGAUUGGUCGCCAGAGAGAAAAACUCGAAGAGGUCACUGAGCUUCAGGAGCAGCAUCAACGCGACAAACAGGAGCUCACGUCUCUUCAGGAGGAAGUGGAUGGCCUGACCAGUCAGAUAGCGGACCUCCAGCGUGACGUUCAAGGCAGCAGGGAACGGGAAGCUGAGCUACUCGGCUUCACAGAGAAGCUGAGCAGCAAGAACGCCCAGCUGCAGUCGGAGAGCAAUGCGCUGCAGUCUCAGCUGGAUCAGGUCACCGUCAACUUCACCAAACUCCAAGUGAAGCUGGAGGAGACCAGCAGGCUGCUGGAUGACAAGUCACGGCAGCUGAAACAGGAGGAGGCCCAGAAGCAGCAGGAGGUGCAGGGUCUGCAGGAGGAGCGGGUAGCUCUGCAGACUGAAGUGGCCCAACUAAAAACCAGAGUGGAGGAGCUGAGGGAUGAGCUGGUGACUCAGAAACGGAAGCAAGCAGCUAAUAUCAAAGACUUAACAAAACAACUAACACAAGCUCAUAAGAGACUGGAGCAGGUUGAGAAUGGAGGGUGUGACCGAGACGCCAGCAGCAUGGGCAGUCGCUCCAGUUCCUCAGGUUCUUUGAACGCACGCCAUGGUGGGAGCAAUAGUGUUGAAGAACGGUCACCAGAGAGCCAGUCGGGUCCCUCUGUGACGGUUGUAGACAGCUUCCCGGAGGUGGACAAAGCUGUGCUGGUAGAGCGCAUAGUCCGUCUGCAGAAAGCUCUUGCGCGAAAGCAGGAGAAAAUCGAGUUCAUGGAGGAUCACAUCAAGCAACUGGUGGAAGAGAUCCGAAAGAAGACAAAAAUUAUCCAGAGCUAUGUGCUGAGGGAGGAGUCAGGAGCCCUCUCAUCAGAGGCUUCAGAUAUUAACAAGGCCCAUCUCAGUCGGCGAGGCGGCAUCAUGGCGUCUCUGUACACCUCCCACCCAGCGGACAGCGGACUGACCCUGGACCUGUCACUGGAGAUUAACAGGAAGCUGCAGGCCAUGUUGGAGGACACACUGCUGAAGAACAUUACUUUGAAGGACAAUUUGCAGACUUUGGGAGCUGAGAUUGAAAAACUCAUAAAGGAGCAGAAGAAUCCUGAAGAUGGAGUCAGGACGAAGUGAAGCACAGAUCCCAGCUGAGGACUUCCCCAGCCUAAACGUAUGAAGGCGUAAACAUGCUGCAAGAGCCAGAGGGAUGUGAGAUUUCCUGAUUUCUGGUCCGGUCAGAGAAAGUCUCCAAGCUUACUUGAACUGUCACUGUCCCAUCCACAUCCCCGCUGUUACGACCCUUCUGGCUCACGUGUCUCCCCAAAGCAUCUCCAUGAGGACUUGCUGCUUUAAACUUGAUCGUGGUGGCAUCAUCACAUAUGCGUUCGACCUUUCCCUGAAUCAUAGUUUCCAGGAAAUCAAUCUUAACGGAAGUAAAAGUACAUAUUUAUAAAUUGCCAACAAACUUUUUCUUCUGAAGUCCAUGAAUCGAUGAGCCAAGUGUAUAUUUUUUUUUAAGGUUUGCUUCUGCAGAUCCGCCCUGACUGGAGCGGAACAUGUGUGCCACCGGUGCAUUUCUUCCAUCUGUUUAUUUUUUUUGUUAAUGUUUUUUUUUUUUUUUUUUUUCCCCGU
Molecule: messenger RNA, 3673 nt
Organism: Nematolebias whitei (Rio pearlfish)
Lineage: Eukaryota; Metazoa; Chordata; Actinopteri; Cyprinodontiformes; Rivulidae
Gene: ccdc186
Product: coiled-coil domain-containing protein 186
Exons: 16
Coding region: 134-3175 (1013 amino acids)
Biological process (GO): vesicle cytoskeletal trafficking
Cellular component (GO): trans-Golgi network
Molecular function (GO): small GTPase binding
Source: RefSeq, a predicted model, not a curated record